Messenger RNA from Pelobates cultripes (western spadefoot toad), 8061 nucleotides. The record is from the annotation of a GenBank genome assembly. Lineage: Eukaryota; Metazoa; Chordata; Amphibia; Anura; Pelobatidae.
AAAUCUGGUAGAGGAACACAAAAACUGUAAAUUACGAUACCUAAAUCAGGGUUCAAAAAUUCCACUUGGAAUUGACCUCUUGUGUGCCAUGGAUCCUCCAGUCUUGCAGUGUUAAGUAACUGUUAGAUCCAGUCUAGUAAAGUAGGACUUUUUGAGCACUAGCUGAAAUUAACCACAGGUUGUCCAAGCCUGCCUUCAGAAAACACUUCUGUCAUAUUAGGCUAAUCAAAUCCUACAUGGAGAAGUUCUCAGAGCUGACAAGUUUUAGAUUCAAUGAAAUUUAAUUUUGGUCAUGAUGAUGAAAUAUUCGUAGUUAACAGACUUGUGCACAGUGUAAACAUUUGGCUUGGCUGAAAUGAUUCUUCCAAAAAAGAAAUUUAAUUUUCAAAUCUGAAAUCUAUCCUUGUUUCAUUUUGGAUCAGACAAAUUUUGACCGUGCAAUAGUCUGGGGAAAAACAGUUUAGACCAAAAAAGGGGGGCAACAAUUGGCCAAUUUUUCACUGCUCCUCUAUUUUUUCCUUCUAUUGGUCACUUCUCACUUUAACUAAAAGCAACAUUUAGUGGCUGUACCCUAAUCAUUAAUCAUCUUUUUUCCCCAUUAGUUUAUUUUCUUUUGGUGCCAUAGAUAGAACUUCGAAUUAUGAAAAAAUAAUAGUUUGUCCAUUGUCCGUUUUGUGAGGCGGUCAUAUGGCAAUAUGAAGUUAUAAAGUUCAGAUGACCCACCAGUUGCCCAACAUUCAGAAAAAUCGCUGAUCAUUUAAAACCAAAUGCACAGGUUUAAUAGUUAGUCAGCAGCUAAAGGCAGAACAAAUGGUACAUAGUUACUGCUGCAUCCAGUGCUCAGAGUCAGGGAUCCACAGUAUUCUCUUAAGGUAUUACCAUAGUGCUGCAAUAAACUGUAGCAGUUCAAAUCCAAUAUUCAGAUGCACUUUAUUAAUACCUCACCAACAUACAGAGGGGUAUUUUAGUAUUGUCAGUUUUUUAUUCAAUUUUGAACUUUACUAACAUAAGAUUAUUUCCUUUAUUUUAAAGUCUGAACACCACCAUGUUUGAAAAACAGUCUCUUCUCCUGCUGAUAGCUAUUUCCCUGACUUGUAAAGCUCAGCAAAUUGAUAAGUGUGCUGGGAUCCCAGGUCUUCCUGGCACUCCAGGUGUGAACGGGGUUCCAGGCAGAGAUGGAAGGGAUGGCAUAAAGGGAAAUACUGGAUUACCAGGUAAAUUUAGCCAUAUUUCAUGCAAACUAGUCUGCAGGAAAAUAGUAAUAUAAACAUCAGUCAUUGAAGAAACAAUUAUCAUAAAAAGCAAAAUUCAUAUUUAAUAUAUACAAACAUGCAGUUUAAUUGUUUGAGCAAUUGGCCAACACUGGUGUUUGCCAAAUUAAGAUAUACUCUGCUUGCUGCACCCUUUUAUUAACAUGUUCAUUUUAUAAAAAAUAAAUAUAUUCAAAAUUGCUGGUAAUUGUGGGUGGUUUCAUUGAAGUAGUGAAGGGUGAAGAAGCCCUGACAAGUUCUAACCCUCAAGUUGCUGAGUUUUCUAUAGAUACUAUAAAGAUACUAUGACACGUAUCUUUUGAGACAAGUAACAAGGCUUCCUUACCAUUCUGGCUUUGAUUUGGUUUUUAAUCAAUUUCUGUAUAUACAAUUAUACACAAGCAAGUUCUGAAUAUUGAUGAACAUGCAAUUUAGGUUAGAAAUAUUUGAAGGAGCUGGGCAUAUAGUGUGGUGUUUGCAAACAAAACCCCUACAAUAUAUGCAAUCAUUCACUCAGUUCUCCCAACAUUCAAACAUAACCUAAAGCCUUAACACACACCACCCACAUAGAUUAUUGCCAUAAUUCACAUCCUACCCAGACUUACCUUAUUAUUCACAAACGAAUCACAAUAUUCACAUACUGACAACAUUAUUUAAACAGCAUUCACACACAGCUUUUUACACAAAUUCUACCAUUUACACACAUUGAUAUAUCAUUAUAAUAGUCAUUCUUGCACAACACUAACAGACUUCCCAUCACAUUUAUAUAUGACAUGUAGCAGCCAGUGCUGGUUAAAGGGAAACUCCAGUGCCAGGAAAACAAUCAAUUUUUUGCAUUGAAAAAUGCAUUGAAAAUGCUUUCCUAUGGGAAAUGAGCGACACUGGAGGUCCUCACACAGCAUGAGGACAUCCAGCGACGAUCUAGCACAGGUUUCCUGUGCUAGGAACCAGGAAGUGCCCUCUAGUGGCUGUCCAGUAGACAGCCACUAGAGGUGGAGUUAACCCUGCAAGGUAAUUAUUGAAGUUUAUAAAAAACUGCAAUAAUUACACUUGCAGGGUUAAGAGUAGUGGGAGUUGGCACCCAGACCACUCCAAUGGGCAGAAGUGGUCUGGGUGCCUGGAGUGACCCUUUAAUGAAUAGACUUCGGUAGAUUCACAAAUUACAAAUUUUAAAAUAAUUCCUAUAAAAAUAACUCAAUACAUACAUGCAGUCUUCACAGCCUUUGCACACAUGCUGUAAUAUUCAUGCUUGCACAUUUAUAUUGACACACUGUAGACUUGCUAUGAACAUGCAUUCAAGUAGAAAUGAACAUGGUGAAAUAGUGUUUUUUUUCUUUCUUCUUUUUUGGUAGAGUGCACUAUGCUGAGACUUGACUGACAGGAGAGACCUAUAUUUGCAAUCUGUUUGUCAUAAACAUGUAGGAUUGGAGGAUUGGAGGAAGGCAGAUGUUGUUCCUAUAUUUUAAAAGGGUUCAAAAUCCUUGCCUGGAAAUUAUAGACCUUUGAGCUUAACUUCUGUAACUGGGAAAAUAUUUGAAGGGCUAUUAAGGGAUAAUAUUCAGGAAUUCAUUGGGAAGAACUUUGUUAUUAGCAAUAAUCAGCAUGGUUUUAUGAAACACAGGUCAUGUCAAACUAACCUAAUUGCAUUCUACAAAGAAGUAAGUAGAAGUAUAGAUCAGGGUGUUGCGGUGGAUGUGAUCUACUUGGAUUUUGCCAAGGCAUUUGAUACGGUUCCUCACAAUAGGUUAGUCUUCAAACUAAAAGAAAUUGGUCUAGAUGAAUAUUCUUGUUCUUGGGUAGAACAUUGGCUUAAGGAUAGAGUACAACGAGUUGUAAUUAAUGGUAAAUUUCAGGCUGGACAAAAGUGGUAAGUGGUGUCCCUCAGGGUUCUGUUUUGGGACCACUUUUAUUUAACAUAUUUAUAAAUGAUCUUGAAAUAGGCAUUGAAAGCCAUGUAUCAGUGUUUGCAGAUGACACAAAACUUUGUAAAGUAAUAAAAUGUGAGCAGGAUAUUGCUUUGCUGCAGAGAGAUUUGGAUAGAUUGGGGGACUGGGCACUAAAAUGGCAGAUUAAAUUUAACAUAGAGAAAUGCAAAGUUAUGCACUUCGGGGUUAAGAAUGCACAAGCAAUUUACACACUAAAUGGUAGUGAAUUAGGGAUAACCACACACGAGAAGGAUUUGGGAAUUGUUAUAGACAACAAAUUAGGCAGCAAUAUGCAAUGUCAAUCUGCAGUUGCUAAGGCCAGUAAGAUUUUGUCAUGUAUAAAUAGGGGCAUAAAUUCUCGGGAUGAAAAUAUAAUUUUGCCUCUUUAUAAAUCGCUGGUAAGACCACACCUUGAAUAUGCUGUGCAAUUUUGGGCGCCUGUUCUAAAGAAGGAUAUCAUGGCACUGGAGAGGGUCCAGAGACAAGCUACAAAAUUGAUAAAAGGAAUGGAGCAUUUUAGUUAUGAAGAAAGGUUAAAAAAAUUAAAUCUGUUUAGUUUGGAAAAACGGCGCCUGAGAGGGGAUAUGAUAACUUUAUACAAAUAUAUUCGGGGCCAGUACAAACCUUUAUCUGGAAAUCUAUUCAUAAACAGGGCUAUACAUAGGACAUGAGAUCACACAUUUAGGCUGGAAGAAAGGAGAUUUCAUCUAAGGCAAAGAAAAGGUUUUUUUACAUUAAGAACAAUAAGGAUAUGGUAUUCUCUGCCUGAAGAGGUGGUUUUGUCAGAGUCCAUACAGAUGUUUAAACUGAAAUUGGAUAAAUACUUACAAAAACACAACAUACAGGGAUAUAAUUUCUAAUUAGUAGGGUAAUAGCUGCUUGAUCCACGGAGACAUCUGAGUGCUAUUUUGGGGUCAAGAAGGAAUUUUUUCCUAGUUUGUGGCAAAAUUGGAAGCACUUCAGACCAGGUUUUUUGCCUUCUUUUGGAUCAACAGCAACAACAUUUGCGAGGAAGGCUGAACUUGAUGGACGCAAGUCUCUUUUCAGCUAUGUAACUAUGUAACUAUGUAAAUAUUUACUAGCAAUUCCAAGUAGAAUAAUAUAUAGAUUUAUAUUCCAUUUUAUGCCUAAGUUUUGUUAUAAAGUCAGUUAAAAAUUAAGAUUUUUCUUGCAUAGGCCCAGAAGAUGUUCACUAAUAUAUUUUAUUGUUUAAUUUGUCAAACUUCAGGUCCUCAGGGUCCACCAGGAGGAAGUCCAGGACUACCAGGACGAGAUGGGCUGACAGGACCUAUUGGUGUCCCAGGAUUGCCAGGUCUAAAGGGAGACAAAGGAGAUAUUGGACCUCCAGGUUAAACAUACUACAUUUUUCUCUCAAAUAAUAUAAUGGGAAAUGUAUUAUGCUUUCAAUCAUUCAAAAUCUGAAUUUACCAUGAUCAUAGCAAUCAGCAGAAUGAAAUGGGCACUCAAAGCCCCAUAACCAAUACAGUUCAUUGAAGUGUCCAUGGUACUAUGAUACUAUGGUCUUUUCUUCUAGAAGAAGAAAAACUACCACAACAAGAGGACAUUGUCUUAAAUAAGAGGGGCAAAGGUUUAAAAAUAUCUGGAUAAUAUCUUCCCGGCACUCAUAAACUUUCUCCUCUACAGCCUCACCCCAGCACUCUUUGCCUAUCUUCUUCGUCCAAGGUUGGACAUUCUGGCAUCUGAUUAAGUAUUUAGAUGGUGAGGAGCAAAACUCCACCAACAGAAUCAGAUUUUACCCGUUAACUCUGUAACCACCAUUUGAUCCGGUGGUCUGUCUGCAUUCAACCUGUAAUGGUAGUCCCCAUAGAGUACACAGAAAUGGAUACAAUACAGAGCUAAUCAUACAAUACUAACAGCUAGGUGUAAUCAGGGAUGGAAUAACAUAGGGGCUGAUGGAGCUGCAGCUCCAGGCACAUGUCCUCAGAUAGGCCCACUGAUUUAAAACAAAAAAAUAUAUAUUUUUUUUACUACUCUUCAAAUGCUCUUGCUUAUGUAUGGAAUCUUAAGAGUGAUGUAGAGGAACAACACUAGUGUGGACUGGCUGACAAUGAAAUUGGUUAAGGUAAAGCUGACUUUGCGCCUUAUGCAAAUACUCUUGCUGCUUCAGUCUCUCUCUGAAACUGUCACAUGUUCCCUUUCUUCUACACUAACUACAUCCACUUGUUUCUGUACUAGACUGUAUAACAGGAGCUUCUGUCUGCUAGUAAGAAAGUAAGCGCGACAAGUGAGUGCGAGGGGACAGUCCUUAAAAACCGUGGAGCAACCACAUCAUUAGACAUAUUUAUGCCAAACUCAGGGUGCCCUUAGUUGGCCAGCUGCAUUAAUUGCCAGGCAGCCUGACAUGCAUUUAUGUCAAGCUGAACUAAUUAUUCGGGCAGACACACACCCUUUGUGGGCAUAUUUGCCCCUUUGAGCGGUUUUGGUAAUGUGUACCACCCGUUUACCCCGCCCACCGAAAUCCUGCUUCACUGGACACUGCUCUUAGGGGGUAUGGAUUUACUUGCAAGCAAGAGAUUAGCAGAAUGUAUGUGUUUUCUUAUAACUAUAUCCAGUGAGUUUCCCUCCGGCACCACCUCCACUAGAGACAUGACACUUGGGAGCUAUGAGUGUUUUAGUGUUUUCUGUGGAUAUUAUUCUGUAAUUUGGCCCAUCAUAACUGUCAGCACCAAGCCCAAUGGGCUCUUAAUCUGUCCCUGGGUAUUAUACAAGUAUAUUCAUACAUUACGGAUAGCUUGGGACAAUGCAAAUAUAGUUAUAUAAAACAUGGUAUUGGGCAAAAUACAAACGUUCUCAUACAAUACACAGAGCUGGACACAAUAUGGAGAUAACCAUGUAAUACAAAGGUAUCUAUAAUAUACACAGAGCUUAGCACAAUAUGGAGAUACCCAAAUAAUGCAUGGGGCUGGGCACAUUAUGGAAAAUCCAAAAAAAUACACAGAGCUGGGCACAGCAGAGAUACUACAUUCAAUACAAACAUACCAUUUCCAGGCCCAAUACUAAAAUGAGCAUAGUAUUACAAACAGCCAUGGGUAACUGAUGAACACACAUAGCUAGGUACAAUAUAGAUUUAACCAUAGAAGGCCUUUAGAAUAUUCUGUCUCUUCCUUUUCUGAUCUCAGUAGUGCCCCAUACUAUGAGGGAGUUGAGUUGUUGCUGGUUCUGUGAAACACAUCCGUUAAUCCUGACUCGCUAUUACCAUUAAUAAUUGAUCUUAUUGACAGCUUAUUUUCUCUUUUAUCACACACAAGGUAUCCCAGCUUUGUUGGAUCUGAAACUACAACAAUUUCUGGACAAGAUAAUUAAUCGAAUAACUAGACUGGAAGGAGGUAAUUUUGUUGAUGCAUUCUUUGACAUUUGAAUAACAUUAUUAAUAUUUCAUAAUUCACAGGUUAGGUAUAUUUUCAAAGAAACAUUUGAGAUUUGAAGGUGUGGAUGGGGAACUGAGGUUUUUGAGAAUGGGUGAAAAGGGGAGAUGGGUGGGUAUAGAAAAGAGGGAGAAGGGGGCAAAUUAUGGGAUGCAUGAGGGGGAUGAAAUGAGGGAGAAUACAACAGAUAAAGCAAAUAAAAAAGUACAAAGCAUUUUAGAAGAGGGGAGUAGGAGUACAUAGGGAAAUGGAGGGACUGGGAGUACAGGCAGUGAGGUAUGUCGAAUAGGUUUUAAUAAAUAGAAAAUGAAUGAGUAUAGACAAGGAUGCUGCAGAGGUUAAAGGCAUUGCCACGCAUGCGCAUUAGUUCUCCCCAGCCGGUGGGUGGGAUCAGUCUUGCCCACCGGCCGACGUAAAGACUGGGAGGAGUGGCAGUGAGAAAAAACCACUGCCGAGGGACAUCGGCGGGGGUUUCAGGUAAGUGACCUGAAAGGGUUUUCACCCCUUCAGCAACCGGGGAUGAUCUGUUUUCCUGGCACUGGAGUUUCCCUUUAAUGGUGACUCUAGGAACAAUAUAUAAGGGGGCACAUAAGAUACCACAGUUAGAAUUGGAGGGCACGUAUACAUUUCACUGUGUAUAUAUAUAUAUACACGCACGCAGCGUGUGUGUUUGUGCUUUAGGGUGCACACCCUUAUGCAAUAGGUUGCGCAAGCAUUUGAUUCCUAAAGUUAUAGUGUUCCUUUAAAACCUUAUAAUACAUUUAUCAUAACUAUACUCUACCUGACCUUUUUAUUCACAAUACUGAGAAAUAGGAAGACUUGGCAAGGGAACUGCAAAAUGCAUUUACUAGUAACAAAUCAUAAAGCAGUCAUAGCAGUAAAUUAACACAUUAUUAUCUGUUUUAGUUCUGCGCUUGGAAGGCAAAAUACUAGAAGUAGGAGAUAAGAUACUGGCAACCAAUGGAAAAGAAGUUGAUUUUGAAACAUCUAAAGCUUCGUGCAAAAAUGUUGGUGGGAAAAUUGUCACUCCACUGAAUGAAGCAGAAAACAAUGCCGUUUUAAAUAUAGUUAAAGAUCGCAACAGAUAUACAUAUUUAGGAAUCAAAGAGGGGCAAACACCGGGAGAAUUCCACUAUUUGGAUGGAACACCAGUAAAUUACACUCACUGGAGAAGAAAUGAACCCAGUGGUAAAGGAAAAGAAAAUUGUGUUGAGAUGUACACCGAUGGGCAAUGGAAUGACAAAGCCUGUAACCAAUAUCGUCUUACCAUUUGCGAGUUUGAAGUAUUGUAGACAUGCAGCUUUUUCCAUACACUUUUCUGCUUAUUAUUGUUUGAUCUGAGCAGUAAAUAUAUAGUUGAAUGUCAAUGUUUUAAAUAUCGAUUCUCAAGACCCUUGGAUAAAAAUGCAUGUGAUAAAUAAAUUAAUUAAUAGUGUUUGUAAUGCUUUGCUCUGAGAAAAUAAAAAGCUGAUGCAUAUAUUGACUGCAGUUUGUUUUAUG